Messenger RNA from Salvia miltiorrhiza (redroot sage), 1220 nucleotides. Its product is annotated as AT-hook motif nuclear-localized protein 20-like. Gene Ontology annotation, molecular function: minor groove of adenine-thymine-rich DNA binding; DNA-binding transcription factor activity. Gene Ontology annotation, cellular component: nucleus. The coding region runs from base 229 to 1011 and encodes 260 amino acids. Lineage: Eukaryota; Viridiplantae; Streptophyta; Magnoliopsida; Lamiales; Lamiaceae. The transcript has 2 exons. The record is from RefSeq and is a predicted model, not a curated record.
AAAAGGGCUCUAUAAAAUAUGGAAGAAACCUAAACAAUAACUCAACAUUGGAAAAGACAUCAUCACUUUGUUUUAUAUUUUUCAGUGUUUUGCAGCUCUUAGUAUUUUACUAGUGCUUCAACUCUAAAACAAAAAAGCAAAACCGGUCGAUAAAAACCAGCAAUUCUGGCGAACCGGUGGUGGGACGGAGUUCAGGUGGGUUUGCCGGGGUCCGAACCGGCAUCCCUAAUGAGCAGCAAGCGUGAGAUGGAGCCCAAGGACGGCGGCGGCGGAAGCAGCAGCCGCGGCGAGGACGACGAUGACAAAGACGGCGGCGACGAGCCCAAGGAGGGCGCUGUCGAGGUGGGCACGCGCCGCCCCCGCGGAAGACCUCCCGGUUCGAAGAACAAGCCCAAACCUCCGAUCUUCGUGACUCGGGACAGCCCUAACGCCCUCCGCAGCCACGUCAUGGAGGUGGCUGGCGGCACCGACGUGGCCGAGAGCAUCGCCCACUUCGCCCGCCGCCGCCAGCGUGGCGUCUGCGUGCUCAGCGGCAGCGGCUCGGUGGCCAACGUCACCAUCCGCCAGCCGACCGCCCCGAGCGCUGCGGUCGUGCUGCAGGGCCGGUUCGAGAUUCUAUCUUUAACCGGGGCCUUCCUGCCCGGACCGGCCCCGCCCGGGGCAACCGGUCUGACGGUGUACCUGGCGGGCGGGCAGGGGCAGGUGGUCGGGGGCAGCGUGGUGGGCCCGCUGGUCGCUGCCGGGCCGGUCAUGGUGAUCGCGGCCACCUUCGCUAACGCUACCUAUGAGAGAUUGCCGCUCGAAGAGGAGGAGGAGGCCGGCGGCUCCGCUCAGGGGGGAGGAGGUGGCGCCACCGUGGAUUCACCGCCGGGAAUGGCGCAGCAGCCGCAUCAUGGGAUGGCUGAUCCAUCAAAUUUGCCAAUUUAUAAUUUGACACCCAAUUUAAUGGCAAAUGGAGGGCAUUUGAAUCAUGAUGCAUAUGCUUGGGCUCAUCCUAGACCUUCAUAUUGAGAGAUGAGGUAAAAUUUCUGAUAAAUUAAGAGGAUAUUAUAUAUAAAUAUAUAUGUAUGCCUUAGAUGCUUGUGUAGUAAAAUGUUUUCUUGGAUUUCUAUGUAUAUUAAACUACUUUAGUUCGUUUUUUUUUCUUUUCUUUUCCUGUCAUCUGCAGCAGUUUGAAAUAACGAAAUGAUGGUUUGCAAUAAAAGAUGUUAUUAAUUUUC